AUGGCGGGCCUAAAGCGGCGGGCAAGCCAGGUGUGGCCAGAAGAACACCGUGAUCUGGAGCAUGGGCUGUACAGCCUGCAUCGCAUGUUUGAGAUCGUGGGCACCCAUUUGACACACAAAGAUGUGUGCAUGCUUUACUUCCUCAUUUUUGAUGUCAUUGAUGAUGACCAGCGUGGACGCAUCCGAAAUGGAUGUGAUUUGUUCUUGGCGUUGGAGCGCCAGGGCUGCUGUGAGGAGAGUAACUUUCGCCAGAUGCUGCAGUUGCUGAGCAUCAUCACGCGCCAUGACCUGGUGCCCUACGUCACCCUCAAGAGGAGACGGGCUGUGUGCCCCGAUCCUGUAGACAAGUAUCUGGAGGAGACAUCAGUUCGCUAUGUGACCCCCAGAGCCCUCAGUGAUCCGGGACUGAGGCCGCCCCAGCCCCACAAAACGGUGCCUCCUCGCGACCCCACGGUGUAUGGCCGCCCUUCGGGCCCCCGGCCGUACAGCGGGCGGCCAGCGCGAGGGAGAGCGACCCCGGGGAGCCGGCGAAAACGCCGAAAGUCAGUGCCCCCGGAUUCCACGGAAAAACAAACAUGUGACAUCAGACUGCGGGUUAGUGCUGAAUUCUGCCAGCACGAGACCGCCCUGCAGGGCAACGUCUUCUCUAAUAAGGACGACCCGCUUGAGCGCCAGUUUGAGUGCUUUGACCAGGCCAACGCCAUCCUCGGGUCCCGGAACUUGGGCUCCAUCGUCUGUGGCAUCAAGUUCUGUCAGCUCACCGAACUCGACGCAUUCUGGCGCGACUACAUCAAUGGCUCCUUAGUAGAGGCACUUAAAGAUGUCUUCAUCACAGACUCCCUCAAGGAAGCUGUGGGCCACGAAGCCAUGAAACUGCUGGUGAACGUGGAUGAGGAUGACUACGAGCUGGGACGACAGAAACUGCUGAGGAACUUGAUGCCGCCAGUGUUGCCCUAA
Molecule: messenger RNA, 957 nt
Organism: Lemur catta (Ring-tailed lemur)
Lineage: Eukaryota; Metazoa; Chordata; Mammalia; Primates; Lemuridae
Product: death effector domain-containing protein-like
Exons: 1
Coding region: 1-957 (318 amino acids)
Biological process (GO): extrinsic apoptotic signaling pathway via death domain receptors; apoptotic process; regulation of apoptotic process
Cellular component (GO): nucleolus
Molecular function (GO): protein binding; DNA binding
Source: RefSeq, a predicted model, not a curated record